GAGAGGGAGAGAUGCAGAAAGGGAGCGGCAGGGACGAUUCCACGCACUAAAUAAGCAGUCACUCCAGGAGUCACACUGUUGUCGUCAUCACAUCUAUUUUUCCAGGGGAAGUACAUAUGAGCAGGUUGCACAUAUUGACAGAUGAGAAUACUUGAAGCAGAGUCCUUGUGAGACAAACUGAUUGAUUUUUGCAGGUGGAUAUCAGUUUGUUAACCAACGGUCCGCUGGAGAAACAAAAGCAGUUGCCAUGGAAACUAUUUUGCUCAUCGUCUCUUCACUCCUUGUAUAUAUGACUGCUGCAACAAACACUGAUACAGAGGGGGCAACCAAUACAUCUGAAAACCCAUUUAUUUAUGACUAUGAGACCUUGAGGAUUGGGGGAUUGGCAUUUGCAGUGGUGCUGUUUACACUUGGCAUUCUUCUAAUCCUCAGUCGGCGAUGCCGCUGUGGUAUUAAACAGAAGCCCAGGGCCCCCGGAGAUGAAGAGGCACAGGAGGAGAAUCUGAUUGUCUCCAAGGCUGCAGCAGCUGCCAAGGAGACUCCACCAGAGAACUGAGGCAACUCUAAAGAACUACCUUCUGAAAUGAAGAUUUUAUUUGAUACUUGUCUACAAUAAUAGUGAAGGUGUGGGUGAUUAUUAUUACCGGUCAUGCGAUAGGGUAAGAGGGGAGGUAUAUGUUUAGAGGAGUAAUGCUGAUAUGUACAUAAUUCUUGUGCCUGCUGUUCUUCGUUGUGAUCAUGCCAGUCCCUCCCUCGCUGCCUGUGCUCUUGUCCAUUCCUGUGCCUUUCUGUGACCGUGUCUCCACUUCAUUGUCGUAGCCAGUAGCACCUUUAAUGCAAGAUUGUCUUUAAAAGAAAAGAAGACUUUCAAAUCUUGUGUGACCUGCUGUUCCUAAUUGUUUUGUUAAUUGUCCAGCGUCAUAUUUUGCCACAGUUAGAAUAUAACACAUACAUAUAUAUAUAUAUAUAUAUAUACAGUAUAUAUAUGUAUCAAUACGAUAUGUGUAUAAGUAGUACUGACAGUUCACAGAAAUAUGAAUAUCUUCAUUUACGUUUAAGUGUGAAUGGCUGGGUGUGUUUGUGUGGCCACAUGAGUGUAGUUAUGUGUGCAUGCAUAUCCUGUAUGUGUAUGAUUGUGUGUACAUCACAAGUGCAUGUGCAUCUCUACAUGCAAGUGUGAUGAGCCUUAUAUAAGACAAUCUCAACUGCCACAGCUCUCUUGAGGGAGCACAGUAGUGUGCAGGUGCCUGCAUGGGCCCCUCCACCGCAGUGUUUAACAGUUCAUAGUGGAGGAAGCUUCUGCAUCAGCUAUCUCACUGCCACCUUCUCCACAUAUCCACUCCACUGCUCUGUCACUGGCUCCGUCAGGAUUAGCUAGUCUCCAGCAGGCUAUAAUUAGUUUUCCCAUACACACUCACUGGUGCCACAAAUCUGUCGAGCCAGGGUAUCGUUCUUUUCUCUUUGUUAUUUGUUUAGUCAGUCUCAUGAUGUUUUAAAUAACUAGACAUGCAUUACACUGCCGGAAGAGAGAUUAAGUUUGUCUGUGGAGUUUGAGAGUCGUGAUAUUGAUAUUAUUUGUUUGCCAGACUACAUUAAUAGUAGCCUAAUGUAAGCCAAAUUAUAGAGAGAGUAUAGAUGACUAGUCCUUGUUGUCACCCUGCUGCCAGGUCGGGUUUUAACCAGUAUUAAGUCUGAAAUUAAACAUGACAGCUAAACAAGUAAAUAUGUUCAUUCUUCACACAAGAGCCUUGUUGUGUGGCAACCUGUUGUGCUUUGGCAUAAAUAAAAGUGGCGGAACACAAAA
Molecule: messenger RNA, 1804 nt
Organism: Maylandia zebra (zebra mbuna)
Lineage: Eukaryota; Metazoa; Chordata; Actinopteri; Cichliformes; Cichlidae
Gene: fxyd6
Product: FXYD domain containing ion transport regulator 6
Biological process (GO): regulation of sodium ion transmembrane transporter activity
Cellular component (GO): membrane
Molecular function (GO): sodium channel regulator activity
Source: RefSeq, a predicted model, not a curated record